Messenger RNA from Apiotrichum porosum, 432 nucleotides. RefSeq lists its product as uncharacterized. Lineage: Eukaryota; Fungi; Basidiomycota; Tremellomycetes; Trichosporonales; Trichosporonaceae. The coding region runs from base 1 to 432 and encodes 143 amino acids. The record is from RefSeq and is a predicted model, not a curated record. The transcript has 2 exons.
AUGCCUCGCAGCGCGCGGGGACGGCCAGCGUCGUCCACCACCGCGCGUCCGUUCUCGCCUUCCCCACCACGGGACAACGUCCAUUCGUCAAGCCGUCCGCCCAGCCUGCUGUUCGGGGCAGCCCCAACGGGCGGUCUGGUCGUGUCCCCAGGUCUCAACCUCGCUGCUUUACCCCCCACCCCAACGUUUGGGUCGUCAAAGGGCAGCACAAUCUGGCCAAGCCUUGCCCACGAGCGAGACCCGAUGGACGACUGGGCCGAUAACAACCGUGGACGCCCCCAGAGGCAGUCGCCGUCGGGACACUCCACCGCGUUCUCGGACUGUCUCGUCCACGAGCUCGGCUGGAUCGACCAGAUUCUCGGCCAAUUCACGCCCCACGAGCAUCGUCCGCUCCAGGCCGGUGUCUCUCAACAACAACACGGCGCAGCGUAG